UGUUUCAUUAUUUGCCCCUGUUAAACACAAUGCUUGCUUGCAUCUUUAGUUUUUUAGCUCUUUUUUUGUUUUUCUGCUCAAUUAUCAGAGUAAAAGCCUCUUCUUUUAUAUGAAAUAAUGAUGCUUUUCUCAGCUUCAUUCUCAUCAUUUCCACAUAAUUCACUUACUAUUUGAUUGGAAGUUUUUUUAUGUAUUGGCUAUGCAGAGUGUUUUUCCAAAGAAAGGGUAGAUUGAAGAAAAAGGUCACAGCUUUGGAUCAAUGGGUGGGAAGAGAUCUAUAAUAUGUUGCUUGAAUUUGGAGAUCUUGGUUUGGUUUCUGUUAAUUUUUGCUUUUCAACUUUCAGAUGAAACUGACCCUGGAGAUGUUGCUGCAAUUAAUGCUUUUCAUGCUGCCAUGGGAUCGCCUUCCCUUCCUGGGUGGGGUAUCAGUGGAGAUCCGUGUGAUGGACAAUGGCAAGGGGUCACAUGCAAUGAUACAAAUAUAUUAACCAUUAAACUGAAUGUUGCUAACUUGGGAGGUGAACUAGGGGAUAGCUUAGCAGGGUUUUCUUCCCUCCAAACGAUAGAUCUGAGUAACAAUCAAAUUGGCGGAACCCUCCCAUCCAAUCUGCCAGUUACAUUGCAGAAUAUUUUUCUUUCAGAUAAUGAGUUGAUGGGAAGUAUCCCUACUUCUUUAUCUUCCCUAAAUCAGCUGUCAGCAAUGUCUCUCAACGGAAAUCAACUGAGUGGAGAAAUUCCUGAUUCCUUUCAAGGCCUUACAGCAUUGGUUAAUCUUGAUUUGUCAAGUAACAGUUUAAGCGGAGCUUUGCCGUCAUCAGUAGGAAACUUGUCCUCCUUGACCACUCUACGUUUGCAGAAUAACCAGCUUUCUGGAACUCUUGACGUUUUACAAGAUCUUCCCCUCGCAGAUUUGAAUGUGGAAAACAACCUGUUUUCUGGGCCCAUACCUCAGAAGUUGUUUUCUAUUCCCAAUUUCAAAAAUGAUGGAAAUCCUUUCAACAGUAGUACUGCUCCUUUGCCUCCACCCACUUCUUUAGCAGCACCCCCUCCAGCAGGACUAGCACCACCCUUUUUUAAGCCUCCAACUUCAACGCAGACACCACCAACUUCUGGAAGAAAACCUGGAAAACAGGCUGAUGGACCAACAGCAACUGCAGAACCCAGUUCAAAAGGAAGCAAAAAGUCUGUUAAAAGGGUAGUCUGGAUAUCCAUUGUAGCAGUUUUGUCAUUUAUAAUAUUGGUUAUAGCAAUCCUGCUCUUCCUGCCAAGAUGCCUUAAGGAUAGGCAAGAGAAUAAUUGGUCCAGACGGCAUGAAGUAGCUCCUUUUGUGGGGUCCAGGGAGAAUCGUAGAGAUAAUGGUUCAUUGGUCCAACUUGGACAUGAUGUAGAGAAAGCUCCUCCUCUAGUGAGGCCAAAGGAAGAGCAACAACUAAGAAGACCGGCUCGCGCUCCCAUGCCAGAGCAUGAGCAGGAG
This is a messenger RNA of Nicotiana tabacum (common tobacco), 1474 nucleotides long. The record is from RefSeq and is a predicted model, not a curated record. Lineage: Eukaryota; Viridiplantae; Streptophyta; Magnoliopsida; Solanales; Solanaceae.